AGUCGGCUACCUGGGAGUCCAGUGACAGCCAUUACGCCAACUGCUGGUCGCAGAUCGUGUUGGUUUUUACAGAAAAAGUGGUUCAGGGCCAUGGUAGAGCCAGCCACACAAAGGAGAAAGUCCUGCCUCCCCCUUCCUCGGCCCUCAGUCUAGUCUUCCUCCCUAGAAGCAAACGACUGUUGCUAGAACUUUCUCCCAGGGACAUUCAGCGCAUGUGGAUUCACAAAUCCAUGUGGCUGUUCCCUUGAUAUGUGCCAGCUCAUUUCUCUAAGCUGCCUGUCCCUUCUGGGGCUCGUCCCCAGCGCCUCGCCCAGCUGGGCUGCCGGCAGCCGGACUGCAGAUGGACAUCCAGGUGUUCGUCUUGUCUGACUCCAAGCGCUGCUGCAGCGAGGGCCCUCCUACAUCCGUCCUUGCUGUGGCACACAUGAGCUGGCCCAGGGGUGCUGGCCCAGAGGGUGUAAGCUGCACACAGUUUAAAUGCUGGUUCUUAUCCCGAAAAGGCAACACGAGGCCAGGUGGCAACACCACGGUAAGAAUGGACCCAUACUGGAGGGUCCCCAGUUCGCAUCCUGGGGCCUCCCUGGGUACUCUGUGGGUGUGUGCAUGUGAGCCAGCUGUGAGCCCGACUAACCGAUGCUGGGGUGGACUUUGGCACGAGGACUCUUUUGGAAUGCCUUUCUCCCUCCAUUUGUCCCUCCCUCCUAUGGAAGAGAUUUUUUUUUAAAGAAAAAAGUAAUACAUUCCCUCGAUUCAAAAUUCAAAGAAUAGAAAAGUCCUGGGCCCCUCCCCCUCAUCCUCUCCAAAGGACUCCAGUACUACUUUCCAGAUUGAAGGGUGCCUUGUGUUUGCCCCCUUGUCCCUGAGUGCAGCAGCCCCAUCCUGACUGUUCUUGUAACGCAGAGGUUUUCCAUCGUCCGUCCAUUCCAGUGUCCUUGGGCCUUUUUGGUAACAGCUGUGUGGAUUCUGUUCAGUGGAAGAGCCGCCUAGAACCUGCUUCCAGGAUGUGCAUUGAGUUCUCGCCCAGGUGUUCCUAGAGCAGGACAUUCUCCAAGAACAUCCUUGUUUAUCACUGUGUAAAGUAGCUGCCUUCCUGAGAAGGGACUCGCUGGGCCGAGGUCAAUGAAGAGAAAUAAGUAACAAGCCGUCCCAGCCUCCUGGCAAGCAAUGAGAUCUGGAAUAUUUGUUGAAGAGAUGAAUAAUGAAGUCCUGGGUCCGCGCAGUAACAGCUGUCUGUGCCUUUCACCACGCAGAGGAGUGUCCAGACCCCAAGGACUGGAGCUUGCAGGACACGGACGCCUUCGCGCUGGUCUACGACAUCUGCAGCCCCGACAGUUUCGACUACGUGAAGGCCCUGCGGCAGCGCAUCGUCGAGACCAGGCCUGCGGGUGCGCCUGAGGCGCCGAUCCUCGUGGUAGGCAACAAGAGAGACCGGCAGCGGCUGCGCUUCGGACCGCGGCGCGCGCUGGCCGCCCUGGUGCGCAGGGGCUGGCGCUGCGGCUACCUCGAGUGCUCCGCCAAGUACAACUGGCACGUGCUGCGUCUGUUCCGCGAGCUGCUGCGCUGCGCUCUGGUGCGCGCGCGCCCUGCGCACCCGGCCCUGCGCCUGCAGGGGGCGCUGCAUCCAGCGCGGUGCAGCCUCAUGUGACAGGAUUGGACGCCGCUGUGGAUGGGUCCCUCGUCUGACUGCAACAACCAGGGGCCCAGCUUGGAGGAGACCGCCCAACCUGCGUCGGAUUGGACGGGGCAGUGUCCUCCCUGAUUGGAAGAGGAAAGCUCAUAUUCAGUCUCCUGGGCGACAGGCUUCUCUUUGAACCUCAUUGGACCCAGCCAGGCCUCAAUCCUCACUGGACACAAUCAGUCUUUUCUGGGAUCUUAUUGGGUCACAAUCCCAUUGGAUGGCCCGGACUUGGUCAUGCAUCUCUCUGGAAGCUCUCGGACUACCCUGACGCUGUAUUGGACACACUCUGCAAGCCACACCUCUGGCGAGGUAAUAAAAGGAAAAGCAAUUCAA
Molecule: messenger RNA, 2011 nt
Organism: Tupaia belangeri chinensis (Chinese tree shrew)
Lineage: Eukaryota; Metazoa; Chordata; Mammalia; Scandentia; Tupaiidae
Gene: RASL10A
Product: RAS like family 10 member A
Exons: 4
Coding region: 1199-1645 (148 amino acids)
Molecular function (GO): GTPase activity; GTP binding
Source: RefSeq, a predicted model, not a curated record